Molecule: messenger RNA, 823 nt
Organism: Rhineura floridana
Lineage: Eukaryota; Metazoa; Chordata; Lepidosauria; Squamata; Rhineuridae
Exons: 9
Coding region: 23-667 (214 amino acids)
Source: RefSeq, a predicted model, not a curated record
UGCGAAGUGCGAAUUUCAAAGGAUGGCUGAGUUUCGAAAACUGCAAAUUAGGUUGAGGCGGCUGCGGAGGCUUCUCCGGCGCAAGCCUGGCAGGGUCAGCCCUUCAGGGGCCAGCAAAAAGCCCUCCUGGAGGUGCCCCUGUUUCAGGAGAAAAAAGCUGGAAGCCAAGCCAGAACCGCAGAUGCUGCAGGAGGAGGAGUCCAUCCCCUCGCCCGAGCAACUCACGAGGGAUGAAUUCUUCCUCUUCUCCCUGGUACGGAGCUGCGAGGAAGCCUGGGCGAGGGGCCAGGACACCCUCCCCUCUCCCAAGGAUGCUGCAGCCCGUGCGAUUGGGGACAUCCUCGACAGAUUCCAAAACUUCAGCUUCAUGAAGCCCCCAUUUGAGGAGAACCAGAGGACCGCCCUGCUCAAUGUGGCCUUUUUCCCUGUCUAUAAGCUGACCCAACUGUCUGAGGAUAACGAGGAUCUGGAGGACAGGUUACAGUCCAUGCUGAGGGGCCUGCUAGCAGAGGCCCCGACCCUGAAGACUUUGUCUGCCAUGUUGGAAGAGUUGAGUUUUUACAUCAUUUCGGAGGAAGAGGAGGAACGGGAUCUGGCUGCCAGCAGUGUUGAAUGGCUGCUGGCGUAUGCCAUCAGGCUGCCCAACCUGACCAGGAACUCCAGGUAGAGGACUUGGAAUGAGACAGUAUGAGAGACGAGUCCUAAGAGACGAGUUCCUCUUCUCGAACCCGGAUCCAGGCAUUCUGUGGACAGCGAUGAUGGAGGGACCACUGCGUGUGGUUUAUACUUGUGUGGUUUUCUUUGUUUUGAGGUUUUUGUGUAU